AGAAACAUACUUUUGGGUUUUUGAUAAUGCUUUGUCCACUCCACUUGACGACUGACUACAUAGUAUAUACUUAACUCUCUAUCUUUGUCUCUCUUCCACAUCUCUACUACAAUUUAAAGCUCAUAAGAACUCUUCAAUUUCUUGCACUUUUUUAUAUUGUGGUCGGACUCACAAAUUAAGAGAAGAAACCAAUCAAUGGCACCGGAGGAGAAAGGCACGUGUGAGCCGUGCAAGACCUUUGGGCAAAAGUGCAGUCAUGUCGUGAAGAAACAAAGAGCCAAGUUUUACAUUGUUCGCCGUUGUAUCGCCAUGUUAGUCUGCUGGCACGACCACAACCACGACCGCAAAGACUCUUGAUUAUUUUCUCUUAUUGGAUUGUCAUCUUCAUAUUUUAAAAAUAAUAUAUAUCUACAUAUCAAUGUGCAUACGUAUAUUAGAGAAGAUUGAAUUGUGAUUUGUGUUUUGUUUUGUUGGUUCAAAUGGGUAGCUUUUGGCCACGUUUUUGUUGCAGUAAGUUUUACUAUAUUUUGUUAAG
Arabidopsis lyrata subsp. lyrata is the source of this 535-nucleotide messenger RNA. RefSeq lists its product as uncharacterized. Gene Ontology annotation, biological process: negative regulation of cell population proliferation. NCBI's taxonomy places the organism in Eukaryota, Viridiplantae, Streptophyta, Magnoliopsida, Brassicales, Brassicaceae. The record is from RefSeq and is a predicted model, not a curated record. The transcript has a single exon. Bases 196 to 357 code for a protein of 53 amino acids.